AUGACAAACAGUGAGGGAAGCCGUGCUUCACAGAGGAGAAUGGUUAAGGGUGAAUCAAGCAAUGCAAGGGAGAGAAGGCUAAAGAUGCAAGCCGAUUUGGAAAGAAUGAAUCAAAGGAUCGAAGAGUCUGAGGCAGAGGAGUAUGUCUACUCUGAAGAGGAGUCUGAGAGCGAGAGAUUGAGGGAGAAGAGGAGGACCAAGAAAAGGAAUGACCCCAUUAGUAGUGAGAGUGAGCAAGGAGAGUUUGAGAUUGGGGUGAACCUUGUUCAAGAGGAGAGUGAUGGCUCUCCAAGUGAAGAAGAGGGUGAAGACGUCAAUCAAGAGGUUGAUGGAAGUGAACAUGAUAGUAACCAAGAUGAGUUCAUGGAGGAGGCUGAGCCACAGGAGGAGGAGGAAGAAUGA
This is a messenger RNA of Microthlaspi erraticum, 402 nucleotides long. NCBI's taxonomy places the organism in Eukaryota, Viridiplantae, Streptophyta, Magnoliopsida, Brassicales, Brassicaceae. The record is from the annotation of a GenBank genome assembly.